CUAGUUUUGAGUUUUUCCUCAGCCGCACUUGCAGAGUUUCGGAGGGGGAGAGGCACCGAGCUAGCUGUCUGCCGCUGUACAGUGCUUUGGCUGAGUGUGAGUGUGUGUGGGUGUGUGUGUCUGUGUGUGUCAUAGUGUUGCUCUCCAGUCAGUGAAGCCAAGUGGACUGAUCAGACAACAUGUGGGCUUCACGUCCAGAAAAAGAGCAGGUGCGCCCGGCUCUUUGGGCUGAUUGUUAGACAUGCUGGGUAAGACUGAGCCAAAUACCAGUAGCCUCAACCUGGUGAACUCUGAAGUUUUUGACACCGCAGCGCCCCCGGACGUACACGACGGUAUCAAGAUGGCUGACCUCGUGGAAAGCUUGGAUCCCAGAGAGCUGGAUAUAGGGGAGGGAGAGGAGAUUGACUACGAUGGAAACUACUUAGGGGACUGUCGUAUCCCGUUCUCAGAGGUGUAUACCACAGUGGGCUUUAAGGAGGCCAAUGCUAAGGUUUACCUCCCCACUGUGCCCAUUACUGUCCGGAUCCUGGAGGUGGAGAGAUUCACCUCUGCUCAGGACCGCUUCAACCUGUCGCACCACAGGAGUGUCAACAAGUCUCUGCCAGCUGUGUUUAAGAUUGAGCUGAAGCAUGGCGAGUUUACCUGGGUGGUAAAGAGGAAGGAGAAACAUUUCAUGGAGCUGCACAGAGAGCUGAGGACAUACAAGACUUUCAUGAGGAUACCACUGCCGUCACGCAGCCACACAGUGAGGAGAAGGACGGUGAAGAAGAGCGAAGUGAGGGAGAUGCCCUCCCUGCCGAGGGGAAGUGGAGACGAGCUGGUGCGUGACGAGCAGGUCUCCAGCAGGAGGAGACAGUUAGAAGACUAUUUGAACAAGCUGCUGAGGAUGGCCAUGUACCGCAAAUAUCACCAUACUAUGGAGUUCAUUGACGUCAGCCAGCUGUCUUUCAUUCACGAUUUGGGACCCAAAGGAAUGGAAGGGAUGAUCUAUAAACGCUCAGGCGGACAUCGUAUCCCUGGCCUGAACUGCUGUGGUCAGAGCCAAGCCUGCUACCGCUGGUCCAAACGCUGGCUGGUGGUGAAAGACUCGUGCUUGCUGUACAUGAAGCCGGACUCAGGGGCCAUCUCCUUCGUCCUGCUGGUGGAUAAAGAGUUCUGCAUCAAGAUGGACUCCAAAGACACAGAGACCAAACAUGGAGUCCGGAUUGAUAGCCUCUCCAGGACCCUGGUGUUUAAGUGCAGCAGCUACAGACACGCCCGCUGGUGGGGUCAGAGCAUCGAGAGCUUCGUGAGGAACCAUGGGAAGGCUUUCCUGCGUGAUCACCGCUUUGGAUCAUUCGCAAAGGAACAGGAAAACAUUCCUGCCAAAUGGUAUGUGAAUGGAAAGACUUACAUGGAGGAUGUGGCCGAUGCUUUGGAGGAGGCCAAAGAGGAAAUCUUUAUCACUGACUGGUGGCUGAGUCCAGAGAUCUUCCUUAAAAGACCUGUGGUGGAGGGUAACAGAUGGAGGCUGGACUGUAUCCUCAAACGCAAAGCACAACAGGGAGUGCGCAUCUUUGUGAUGCUGUAUAAGGAGGUGGAGGUUGCCCUGGGCAUCAACUCAGGCUACAGCAAGAGGACCCUCAUGCACCUGCACCCCAACAUUAAGGUGAUGCGUCAUCCAGACCACGUCUCUUCCUCCGUCUAUCUUUGGGCACAUCACGAGAAGAUCGUCGUCAUUGACCAAUCAGUGGCUUUCGUGGGUGGGAUCGACCUGGCAUAUGGUCGCUGGGACGACAGAGAGCACCGACUCACCGAUGUCGGCAGUGUGACACGCUCUGUGGCCCUGGAGCAGGCUGGCUCCACCAAUAUUCCAUCCAGGAAGGGCGUGUCCUCUGUGGAUGGCGUCUCCCAGAGCAAUGGACGAGGGACAUCGCCAGUUGAUCCGGUGGACUUGCCCAAGCUCAAGGGGAUUGGUCGCAAUAGGAAGUCUCGCUUCAGUCUGUACAGACACCUGCAUAAACACACGCUGCAGCAUGCGGACAGUGUCAGCAGUGUGGACAGUGCGGGGAGUGGUUCUGUGCGAAGCCUAAAGACAGGUGUUGGAGAGUUACAGGGCAACACUCGCUUCUGGCAUGGAAAAGACUACUGCAACUUUGUCUACAGGGACUGGAUCCAGCUGGAGAAACCUUUUGAUGACUUCAUCGACAGAUACACCACUCCCAGAAUGCCUUGGCAUGACAUCGCCUCAGUGGUUCACGGCAGAGCUGCCCGGGAUGUGGCCAGACACUUCAUUCAGCGCUGGAACUUCACUAAGAUCAUGAAGCCAAAGUAUCGCUCUCUGUCUUAUCCAUUCCUACUGCCCAAGUCUCACUCCAGCGCCAGCGAGCUCAGAUACCAAGUCCCUAGCUGCGUCAAUGCCAAAGUGCAGGUGCUGCGGUCGGCAGCAGACUGGUCAGCAGGCAUAAAGUACCACGAGGAGUCCAUCCAUAAUGCCUAUAUCCAGGUCAUUGCCAAGAGCAAACACUACAUCUACAUAGAGAACCAGUUCUUCAUCAGCUGUGCCGACAACAGAACGGUCUACAACAAGAUCGGAGACGCCAUCAUUGAAAGGGUCAUCAGAGCGCACAAGGAGGGUAAGAAGUACCGUGUCUAUGUGGUCACCCCUCUGCUUCCUGGCUUUGAGGGAGAUAUCACCACGGGAGGAGGGAACGCCAUUCAGGCUGUUAUGCACUUCAACUACAGAACCAUGAUCAGAGGAGAGUACUCCAUCAUCUCCCAGCUGAAUAAGGAGAUGGACGACCAGUGGAUGAACUACAUCUCCUUCGCUGGUUUGCGGACGCACGCUGAGCUGGAGGGACGCCUGGUCACAGAGCUCAUCUACGUCCACAGCAAGAUGCUCAUCGUGGAUGACAACACAGUCAUCAUUGGUUCUGCUAACAUCAACGACAGAAGCAUGCUGGGUAAACGCGACAGUGAGGUGGCGGUGGUUGUUGAAGACUCCGAAAAGGUGACUUCUGUGAUGGAUGGACAGGAGUAUGAAGCUGGACCUUUUGCACUCCAGCUACGCCUGGAAUGCUUCAGGACUAUACUCGGAGGUCACACUGACACCAGCAUUGACCUGUCUGACCCUAUAAGUGAUCGUUUCUAUAAGGAGGUGUGGAUGACCACAGCCGGCCGCAAUGCCACCAUUUAUGAGAAGGUAUUCCGCUGCCUCCCCUCGUCUCUGGUUAGGAACAUGUAUGAGCUGGAGCAGUUCCAGUCGAAACCAGGCUUGGCCCAGACCGACCUGGCCCGCGCUCAGGAGGAGCUGCGCAAAAUCCGAGGCUUCUUGGUCCAGUUUCCUCUGGACUUCCUGUCUGAGCAUAACCUCAUGCCUUCUGUUGGAACAAAGGAGGCCAUGGUCCCAACUGAGAUCUGGACAUAAAGGACGUGAAACCACUGCCACCUACUUACACAUCUGAACUGAACUAUUUAAUGAGUAUCUUGAGUGGAUUCUCCGUAAUGUCAUCGUCAUCGAAUGUGUAAUAUUGGAUUUGCAAGAGAUCGCCUUCGAUGAAUAUAAUCUAGAGAUGAAAGGAUAGUUUACAGCUCUCUUCUGGAUUGAUUUGACUGCUGGGCACUGACAAAUCUCUCAAAUCUGUUUUUACUGAAAAACACUUUACAGUGGUUACAGCUUAAAAGGGUAAGCACUAAAAUUUGGGACGUAUGAAGAACAAAAAGACAUUACGCAUGAGGACAACGGUUAUGACUGCAUUGUGACUGGAUUCACAUUGUGGCACAUGAACCUGGGGUUUUUGGAAUCAAACUCAACUCUGGACACAAGGCAGUGACGAUUUCUAAGGGACCAGGUUGAGGCACUAGUAAAGUCUAAGACAACAGUGCUAAUAAAUAUUCAGCUCUCUCAACAUACGCAGAGAUGGUGACGCAUGUGACCCACUGAGUUUGUGUUGUAUGCUCGUAAGGUGCAUUAGUGCUACAUACACUGUAUAUGAGCUCAGAGAGGAGUUUCUGAGCUUGCCUAUGUGCUGCUUUGGACGAGUUUAAAAUCUUGUUUUCUCAGAUGUAUCGUGAAGAUCUUUUCUAAUCCUAAACAUGUGCUUGCUCUUCACUGUGGUCGCACAUGCACAGAGACAAUUUUACUGGUUCAACAGUGGUGCAUGAUUUACUAACUAUGCUCAAAUCUCCUUAACGAGAUUGCCAUGAUGCAUGUGCCAAUCACGGCUCUGAAAAACCCAUCAGAUACAUUAUUCUUACUGUCAAAGGUGUUUUGUGAGAGAUAAUUAUUGACACGCGAGAUACGAACUUUCUAUACUGCUGAAAUCAAAGUGAAUCAAAGUGAACCGUGUUGAGCUGACCCGGGUACUGAAGCUAAUUCGACCCAGUUUGUCAUUCUGUGUUUGAAAGAGAAAAACGGCUGUGCCACUGUGGCCAACAUUAGAGGCUGGAUGAGACAAUCUGCUCACAAAUUCAUGGAAGCAAUUUCUUCUUUGCUCAACAGAUGGUGCUAGCUUCUUAAAAAUACAGUCUAUAUACAGUAAUGGAACAUUUUGAGGUGAGACUUUUACAUCUCCUGCCUGUUUUUAUUAGUCUUAUAGCAAAGGGUUUCUACUAAGUGCAGAAAUACAGUCUUUGAAACAAUGUAAAGAAUGAAAAUAAAAACAAUAUUUUCCAUAUAGCAUGCAGCUGUUGCCAGAUCUUCCAUAUUAAGAUACAGUUUGAAAUUGCUUUUUACAUUUCCACUUUUCUGGCAGUUCCACUUGUAUUUUGUUUUCUUAUGUAUGUGACCUAUGAGGCAAUUGACUAAUAUUGUAUAUGUGAAUGUUUGGCUUCCGUUGACUAAUUUGUUUUUAAUUUUUACCAUCUGUCAGCGUGUCUUGUUUGACCACCAACCCCCUCGAAUGUGAAGUUAAAUAACCACUCCUUUGGAAUCCAGCUGUGCUCAGCUAUGGCGACAAACACAUAAAAUGUAACAGCAAAUAAAUUUGGUUAAAGAUCAUCACUUAGGCUAUGAAACAAUUAAGGCUGACUUUGGAGCUGCUGGAAAGAGGAAUCCUUUAAAUCAGCAACAUAAAUAGCUUCAUUUGGCAGAGAUCUUUUCUCUUCUCAUCAAGGGGCAGCCCCUGUAAAUCACUGGCAUUAUUUAACAGAAGCAAUAAAUGCAUUGUAUGGGUUCUGUCAAUGAAAUAUAGAUUUUAUUUUUUAUUUUUUUUGAUGGGACCAGGAAAAUUAUAAAUGUUAACUGGAGUGAUUGUGUUUUUGGAAACAUUAUGUUCUUUGUUUCUACAAAGACAAAAAUUCAAGCAGUUUUUCUUUUCACUUUUUAUUGAUUUUGACAAUGUUGCCUGCAUUGUUUACCCUCACUAUCUUCGUCAGUGCAUUAUUUAUGGAAUAUGAAUCAUUUAACAUUCUAUGAACAUUUAUCGUUUAAAUAUAGGGCAUGGUUUUAUGGACGGUUGUGGAUUUGCAAUCAAGCCCCUGUUUCUUUAUCAUAACAAUUAUACAGCAGUCUUCUCUGUCAGAUAUCUUUACCCCUUGACCUCAAUUUAGCUGGUGUUGCUACCACUCUGUUUAUGUGCAAUACCUUUUUUGUACAGUUGAAGGUAUUUCUAAUUCCUAUCUAUUCACUUAACACAGUGUAACUCGUAAUUUAAAUGGAUAACAAAUAAAAAUGAUCUUUGGA
Molecule: messenger RNA, 5662 nt
Organism: Xiphias gladius (swordfish)
Lineage: Eukaryota; Metazoa; Chordata; Actinopteri; Istiophoriformes; Xiphiidae
Gene: pld1a
Product: phospholipase D1a
Exons: 26
Coding region: 242-3406 (1054 amino acids)
Biological process (GO): intracellular signal transduction; regulation of microvillus assembly; cell motility
Molecular function (GO): phosphatidylinositol binding; D-type glycerophospholipase activity
Source: RefSeq, a predicted model, not a curated record